Messenger RNA from Strongylocentrotus purpuratus (purple sea urchin), 8122 nucleotides. Its product is annotated as synaptotagmin-1-like. The transcript is spliced from 9 exons. Gene Ontology annotation, molecular function: clathrin binding; calcium-dependent phospholipid binding; syntaxin binding. Bases 485 to 1756 code for a protein of 423 amino acids. Lineage: Eukaryota; Metazoa; Echinodermata; Echinoidea; Camarodonta; Strongylocentrotidae. Gene Ontology annotation, biological process: cellular response to calcium ion; synaptic vesicle endocytosis; regulation of calcium ion-dependent exocytosis. The record is from RefSeq and is a predicted model, not a curated record. Gene Ontology annotation, cellular component: dense core granule; axon; synaptic vesicle membrane.
UACGUACAUAUAGAUCUAGGCUAUUUUUAUGGAAUGGCAAUCGAUAUCCUCCUACGUUACUCAAGCUCCAUGUCUUGAAUUAUUGAUGAGGAAUUCUUGAGCUAAACCGUCACAAAAGGAAAUUGGAUUAAUGCUGGCCAUUCUACAAUAAAUGUCCGUCGAUUUAUCCGGGAUAAUUGCUUGAAAUAUCUGGAAAACUGGACAUUGCAGUGGCAUUGCCGGUUGUGGAUUUUCAGGGAGAGUGUCCACGCACGGCAUUGCAUGCCUUCGUUGUGAUUAGAAAUUCGACGCCAUAAUAAUACAGGCCGAAUGCACUGCUUUGGAAGGUUUUGCUGUGUACAACAGAAGGCGACGCCACGACAUCCGCAGUGCAUAUGCACACGAUCUACAUGUAGCCGCCAGCUUGCUGCCGACUGCAAAUGAUAUUGAUGUCGCCGUGCUUUGCAAAUCCAUCCAGACCGUAGUAUAAACACCACACAAAAGAAUGGGCGACCAAGAGGUCUCACAAGCAGCCGUCCCUAAUGAGUCUGCAGCUGCACCUCCCGCCCCAACAGAGGCUGCCGCGGAUGGCGGGGGAGGAGGAGGAGGAGGCAUUGGAGGUGCCUUUGCAAAUGCGGGCACCAACAUGAAGAACAAGAUAAGCGACGUGAUGGAUAAAAUUCCUCUUCCAACAUGGGCUGUGGUAGCCAUUGCCAUUGUGGCAGGCCUUAUACUCCUCUGUUGCUGCUUCUGUAUCUGUAAAAAAUGUUGCUGUAAGAAGAGGAAAAAGAAGGAAGGCAAGAAAGGUCUAAAGGGGGCCGUCGACCUGAAGAGCGUCCAGAUGCUGGGCAACAGUUAUAAAGAGAAGAUCCAGCCUGACGUCGAUGAUCUAGAUAACGGAGGGGACGAAGAAGGCGAUACCGACUCCGUUAAGUCUGAGAUCAAGCUCGGAAAGCUACAGUUCUCGCUGGAUUAUGACUUCCAAGAAGGAAAGCUCAAUGUGGGUGUCAUGCAAGCAUCGGAGCUACCAGGGAUGGACUUCUCAGGGACAUCGGAUCCCUACGUCAAGGUUUACCUCAUGCCAGACAAGAAGAAGAAGUACGAAACCAAAGUCCACAGAAAGACCCUCAACCCAGUCUUCAAUGAGACCUUCACAUUCAAGGUGCCAUACAGUGAAGUGUCGAGUAAGACGCUGGUGUUUGCCAUUUACGAUUUUGACCGAUUCUCCCGCCAUGACAUCAUAGGGGAGGUCAAGGUCAAACUAAGCCAGGUUGACCUGGGCAGUGUCGUUGAAGAGUGGCGCGACCUCCAGAGCGCUGAGGUCCCAGGAGGAGAGGGCAAGUCAGAGCUGGGAGACAUUUGUUUCUCCUUGCGUUACGUCCCCACUGCAGGCAAGCUGACCGUGGUCAUCUUAGAGGCCAAGAACCUCAAGAAAAUGGACGUCGGUGGACUAUCAGAUCCAUAUGUGAAGAUUUCCCUCUACAUGAACAACAAGAGGAUGAAGAAAAAGAAGACCACCAUUAAGAAGAGGACACUGAAUCCUUACUACAACGAAUCCUUUGGCUUUGAGGUGCCAUUCGAACAGAUUCAGAAAGUGACGUUGGUGGUGACUGUAGUGGACUAUGAUCGCAUGGGCAGCAGCGAACCUAUCGGGAAAGUAGUACUUGGAUGCAAUGCCACAGGGGCGGGACUCCGUCACUGGAGCGACAUGCUGGCGUCGCCACGGCGACCAAUCGCCCAAUGGCAUACACUCCAAGAACCCGAGGAAGGGAAAUAAGUAGACAAAAAAUUACAACAAAAGCUAAUUAAAAAUGAUCAGUUAGAGUAAAGAAUGAUUUUAUCUAAGUGAUUCAAAAUAUUUAACGAGCCCUGUGAGAGGGAUUUUGGAUUUUAUGAUUAAUCGUUAAUUUUGGACACAAAGAGGACCAUUACCAAUGAAUUUAUACACACCUAUGACAUCUUAUUCAUAUGACACACACCUGUGUGAAUUGUGUACUGUUACAAUUACUCUGAAUCAAUGGCGUUAUGCCUCUGUAGGUAUCAACAAAGGAGAGACAUAAAUCCACAUCCAUUCCGCAUUGGUUCAGAAGUAACAUCAAAUUUGUGUGGCAUUAUCGAGGAGCAGUUAUAAUAUCACAAUCCAACGUGCUGAUUUUGCCACCGUUCGGUCCAUUCUCGGUAUUGGUUCUCUUUGUUAUUAAACCGCGUACCAGAUCUGAAAUGAUCGUGCGUUUUCAGCGCGAGAUUUUCGGAACUGGUCCGCCAGGGUUUCAAAUCUAGUUUGAAUGAAAAUAAACUUAUAUAAAGCCUGUAAGGAAAGCCUAGCUGCCUACGCCAUUGUAUUUGCUCAAGUCGGAAAUCUGUGAGAUUUCAAAGCAAUUUUUAUUCUAUGUUCUAUCUGUUUGAUGUUACUUUUUAUUGAGCCCACCCUAUUUAGAUUCAUUGAGGGGAGAGAGUGCAAAUUCGAAAUCCCCUUUCUGGGUUGGUAUGGGAGGUGCUCAAUUUUAGCAUGCAGUUGAUUUAGUAAAUCUUUAGGCUGGUUUUCAUCUGUGUAUGCUUCAGAGCCGUUUACAUAUGGCAGAGUAGAAGCCUUAUCUUAUAUUCUCCUUCUGUAUGCACUCAGUCAAGCUUUGCUCUGCUUCUGUUGAUAAAAGCUUUUUCAAACCAAAGCCACCUAUAAUGAUGUAGACAAGAUCGAAAGCUUGUGAGAAGAGGAAUAUCGCGAUACCACCGCUCCAAUUUCAGCAAAGAAAAGCCAGCCUAAAGAUUUUUAACCUUUAAUCAGUACCUCAGUUUCUGUUUUAUGUUUUGAUGUAUUUAUUUUGCUUGGUAUUCAUCAUGCCGAAGCACAGCGGAGCUCGAAAGAAUGCACUUUGCUUUGCUUCGGUUUGAUUGAUUUUAUACAAAAAGGAAACAGAAUAAAUGGUGUGAAAAUCGAUGAUCGCAGAGCCUGAGUCCAGCCAGCUUCUGCGAUCUCUUUCAUACCGGUGACCCUUACCCCACCCCGCCCUUCUCCUUACCCUUCCUUAAAUGUGAUAGCUGAUUAGUGCCCCCUCCCCUUCACCCCUACCUCUUUUUCACCCAUUAAUCCUUUGUUUCGUUAGCGCGUUUUUAAGUUCAGUGGGGAACGGAUAAAUUCUUCAGUGUGUCUGCUGAACCGUGGAUACCUGUGAGUGUGAACUAGUCUUUUGUCGAAUAGGAACGCAACACAGAAAACAACCGGAUCUCGCAGGGUUGGCAUCUCUUUAACCACAUCAACAGAUGCAUGGGGUUGCUCCUGUAUUACUACAGGAUAAUAUUCUAUCCAAUAAACUUCCAUUUGUUUUCCAUGAAUUUUAUGUGAUGACAGUUGCUGCUAUCUCCUAUGAUGAUAGCAUCUUAGCAUUUCAUUUGAACAAAAAACUGUUUUGAUAAAAAAAUGUAUCAAUUGACAGAAUCAUUCGCAAUUCUGAUUUAUGAUAUUUUAUAAAAAUAUCUAUGCCACCAACAGUACAAUUAAAGAUGAAAUACCAGUGCAAUUCAAUGAUGAUGGUGAGAGGACAAUUCAUUUUACUGGGAUCCGGUUGUUUAGUAAACGUUCAGUCAUCCUUUCUUCCUCCCCCACCUUCCCCGAGUUUUCUCGCUAAAACUCUUAUCAAACAGUUUCUGCUACAACAACAGAUAAAGAUGAAAUGACGCAAAGAUCGUCAGGCUUAAUGGACUUUCUAUGUUAAUGGGAUGUUGGCGGUUUAAUUACUAGAUUGGAAGAAUAAAAACAUCAAUGAAUUAUUUGUGCUGUCUCGGCAUUCAACCACCGCUUGUCCUAAAAGAAAAAACAGGCAAAUCAUGAACUUUUUGAAAAUAGGUUUGGAAAACAUAUGACAGUUUUCAAUGACCUUUUAGCAGAAUAUCAUUAUUUGGGGGGUCAUGAAAUGAAAAUGGGAUGGGUUCGUUUUAUACUUGUAAACAUCACAAUCUUUGUUGUAGCAGAAUCUUUAAUAAUUCAACGAUACAAUGUAUUUGCGCUCAAUUACUCAAUGAGGUACAAUUGAUUUUUUGGCAGCGUUUAAGGAGAUUAAUUUUUAUCGUUUGCAAAUUGAAAGAUUGACAUCAACUUCAAGCCUUCAACGUAUCUCCAGUACCCCCCCCCCCCCUCCCCCACCCCUGGAGAUUGAGUUGAGGGCAGGUUGGUUUAAAACUGGUUUUGAGCAUAGGCCAAGAGGAGUUGGAGAAAGAAAGAGGCUAAGAGAUAUCAUCUGUCCUUGGCUUAUGCUGAAAAAAGUUUUUUUUAAGAAAUUCAUGAAAUGAAUAAGUUUUUCAAAUACGUAAUGGGAGAAGCUUGUAUUAAAGCAGCUUAAAAAGCAGCUUUACAAACAUUUUUUAAAAGUGGUUUUGCCCCACCCCUCUCAUUUAAAACAUUUGUAAGAGGCUUUAGAGGUGCAAGCUUGCCAUAUAUAUAUAUACUAUUAAUAAUAUGUGUGCUGGGACUGGGAUGUUGACUUUCUAUGUCGGCAUAAUUCGGUGUACCCAUCAAGUUUUGCCCCGAUGUUCUAACAGCUAAAUUAAAUAACCAAUAUAUAUUUGCUGGAUCUAAUAGUGUUUAAUCUGCUCUUUUAUGUGAAGAUAAAAGAUAUAUGAAUGAAAUUCACAUGAUGGUAUUGUGAACUGAGAAGAAAAAAAAGAGAAUUGUGCAUAUUUUGCCAUGCCAAACUAUAUUUAUUGUUAGGGAAAAAGUAAAUACAUGUAAUUAACCAGUUCUGUCUCUUUUGUAAAUACGUCUUUACCAUGAAGUCUAUCAUAUAUAUUUAUUAACAAUUUUUAAUUAGUGAAUGGCAUAUAAUCGUAUAUCAUUACCUACACUCAUGUUACUCCAGACAUAAUGUGUAUGGGUACUUACGCUAGGAUUUAAAUCAUUUCGUCGUCAUGAGUUGUAUAGCAUUUAGCAAUGCAAUAUGAUUUGUUUACUCUCGAUUUCAAAUGAAAGAGUACCGACUGAUAUGUACUUGUACGAUGUAUGUACGAAUCCUAAGGCCGUGCUACUUAUUAAGAGCCCUGUUUGCAUUUCAUGGUAUAAAAAUGCUAUAGGGACAGAUGUAGACUGCAAUAAAUAAGAAAAAAGUAUGUAUGGUUCUUGAUCUAAAUGAAUUUGUGCUAUUGUGACGUGAAUCAGAAUCUUGCGCUUAAAAAUGGCAUCCAGGCAUUGGCUAGACACAAUGAAAAUGGUACUUAAAUAAAGUCAGAAAUGUACAUGUACUCGUUAUAUUUCUAAAUAAUGAAGGCAUUGGGAUAUGGUUUUCAUGUAAACUCCAGUUUAAUUAACAAAAUGGAUAAAGUUCUGUGUGUUUUAUAAGAUUGAGAUUAUAUCAGGAAUGAUACGUUAAAAAAAUAUCCCUGUUUUCUCUACACUGACCAUUUUCUUUCAGGUGAUGUAUCAUGAAAUCUGUUCACUAUAAAUAUGUACUUAUGGUGAUAAUCUAACAGUCAAGCACAAAUUCUGUAUUUUUAAUUACAAUGUGAAAGAUAUCUCAACACUGUCAUAUUAUGGUAAUACUCAAACAGUCGACUAUUCAGCUUUAAAGUAUUCAGGUCAGACUAUUUAUUUAUCAUUACUUUGAAUGUAAAAGAUUUUUAUUUCAUCACUGACAUAUUAAGAUAAUAUUCAAACAGUCACAUGAAAAUUAUCCAGGGAAGACUAAUUAUUUAAUGUAUUCAAAAUUAUCUUAUCUUUAUCAUACCAAUCUUAUUAUUCUCAUAGGGUAUUACGUGUACAAACAAAACACGCUAGACAGGACAUUUUUUAACAUAGACACAACACGAACAAUGUUUACAUUUUAUCAGCUGUAUAUUAGUCUCUAAUUUCCUAAUCUUAUUUACCUAAUCUUUUUUAUUUGAUUCAAAUUACUUUGUUCCCCAGCUUUUGUUUAUCUUUUCAACAAGAAUUAAAAGUAGGGAUGGAUAUUCAGAGAGAAUUUACAGUUAAUGUUAAAUGAUUGCAAUGUUGCAAUGUUUAGAGCUUUGUUUGAAGCAAAUAAAAAGUUGCCAAAGGCUUUCAUUUUGCAGUCUCACCUGCUUUUAAAAAUAAUGGCGGGAAGUUUAUAGCAGACCAGAGCUGAUGUGCUGGCAGUGAUAUUCAUCUAUUCAAUGGUCUUAUACUAACAUUAACAAAAACACCUGGAAUCAAGCCUGUGAAGAAAUCCUCUUGUUUGACUGGAGAGUAAUUUCUAGAUGAAAAUGUCCCCCAUGUGUUAGCAAAUAAUGUAGAUAUUGGAUGAGUUUGUGUGUGGUUACCCAGUGUUAUUUUGUGCAAAUUUAGGAGGAGAAACUAUUUGAUCUAUAUAACAAACCAUUUUAAGCUCAUAUUGUUUAUCAAAGCAAUAUAAUUUAGGCUCAUGAUUAUGAUAUUCCAAGUCACUGCUUAUAAAUACAUUCCUAAUGUUAAUUCAUUCAAGAAGCAAAGCGGGGUUGCUUUAUAUUGUCCUUGUUCAUUGUGGAAAGGGCAUCAGGUGUUGAUUUAAAAAUGGGAAGAAAAUGUAAGAAUUAAGAAAACAUACCAAAAAAUAGUGUUUAAUGGAAAAUAAUAAAUAAUAAGUAAAGAAAAAUGGAUAGUUGAGGAAAGUGUCAAAUGCUUGAAAUGUUCAAACAUAGCAUUAUCUUUUGAUACUGUACAAAAUUGUCCAUCAAACUGUGUCAGUUAUGAAUUUGUUCCCCCAGUAUCUCUAUUUGGAUUGAGAAGAAAAAAAAACAUCUAGUUUUAAGUGGUAAAUUAUUUCAUGUUGUUGCACUAGCUAGCUGAUGUUUGUUAACGAGAUGUUAUCGGUAUGCGUUUGGAAAGUGAAAUUUUGAGCGUUUAGGAUGGUAGUAUUACCCAUGACAUAUUUAGAACAUCCCCAGCCAUUGGUAUGAAUCCCAUGUAUAGACAUUGGUGUUGUGUUUUUUUAAUGACUCUAAAGAAUUUUUAGUGUAAGUAGAAUAGUGGAUAACAUUAUAAACAAGAUACUUUGGUCUGAAAUACGAAGGAAUGCCGUCUUUUGAGUAGGGAAAUAGAUUUGUGCUGCAGGAAUUUCUAAUCAUUGGUAGCUCGAUAUUUCAGUUUCUUUUUGGGCCGUGAACUUAAAACUGGUCAGGAUCAGCAUUUUCUUUUUUUAAAGAAAUAUUAAUAUCUAUGUUACUACAGAUAACAAAUGAUGCUCUUUAGCCUUUCAAAAUUAACAGGUUUCCAAAAGGGAAAUACAGUCUUCUCGCAAUCCAAACAUCGACCAACGUAUCUUUUAAGGUUGCUUUAGAUGUGCACAAGUUGAAUACAUAUUCAUACACCAUAAACCUGUACAAAUGGAGUCAAUCAUACUGUUUGUUCUACUUACAUUCCAAAUUUUAUUUGUCAUAGAAGCUUUUUCCUUCAGAAGCAUACCUAUUCGAAGAACAGAAAUAUUAUUUUUGUUUUUUGUUGCUGAAAAUAGGAUACCUUUUUUCUUAAAAUCUAUCAGAAGGAAGGAAGGUUUUGUAUAAUUGCUACAAACCAGAAAUAUACAAGCUUGGAUGCAGAGAUACUGUUUUCUUGCAUUGUUAUGCUUUCAUUGCUGCUUGGAUUGAGCUUGCUUACGUGAUAAAUCCUUGAUUGUUGCGGCUCCGAAGUAGUAUCAAAUUGGCAUCCAAACGCAGCAUUUACUUAAUAUUUUCAGGAAAUCAAGCACAGUCUGUCGUAUUCAUUGAUUUGAUUAUUUAUGUUUCUUUGAAGUUCUGUAGAUGUGUAGUCAUCGAGUUAAACCAAAGUGAAAAUAUAUAUCUUAACAGCUUAUAAUGUAAUUGUUUCUGAUUCUCUUUCCAUCCAUAAUAGCUGUAUAGAAAAGGAACAAUAGCUAACAUUCCUUAUUUUUCAGAAUCUAAAUGGUGGCAUUGUGAAAUAUUGUAUCUAUAGUACUACUUCUAUAUAUUAUAUCAUUCUUCAUGUGUUCUCGAAGUUCAUUGUGUAUUAUGAAAGAAAGGAACCAAAUUUUAUCAAAGAGGUGUUUGUAGAAUGGUACAUUUGUACAAACGGAUUCUGUAUUCAUUGUCUCCCCUCAGCUUUCAUGUGCAUAGGUGUACAUUACUGGCUGUGUACAUAGCCUCCCAUAGGUUGAAAGAAUAAAUGUGUGCAAUUGUCCUUGUAUAUGUCACAGUGAAAAAA